This is a messenger RNA of Prunus armeniaca (apricot), 1044 nucleotides long. The record is from the annotation of a GenBank genome assembly. NCBI's taxonomy places the organism in Eukaryota, Viridiplantae, Streptophyta, Magnoliopsida, Rosales, Rosaceae.
AUGCCAGCAAGCAGGCAAUUUUCUCGGAUAGACACUUUAGAACUGAAAGCUCAGAUUGAGAAGAAGGUUGGGAGCCAAAAAGCGGGAAAGUACUUUAAUCUUGUUACAAGAUAUUUGAGUCUCAAGAUUAGCAAACCCGACUUUGAUAGACUCUGCAUUGCAACAAUUGGGAAAGAAAAUGUCUGUCUUCAUAAUCAUUUCAUCCGUUCAAUACUCAAAAAUGCAUGCCUUUCAAGGACUCCCCCACCAAGAAAGAGCAACAUUGCAAGUUCUCUGAGUGUUAAAGUGCCAAAUGGAUGUCAAAGAAGUAGUCUUCAACUGUUAUGCAGAGAUUUUCCCCAAUCGCCUCGAAAAGGGAGAACUCCAAAUCUUCGCGAUCGCAGGUUAAGAGAUGGUUUGGCCCCUUUUAGGCCUCAGGGUAAGAACCAUAGUAGUGCAUGUGAGGGUCCUAUCUCCAAAAUUCAAGAACGAGAAAAGGCAACUGAGCUGCUUUCUUUAGGAAGCAGACCACCUGUCUCUGUCGAAGAUGGGGAAGAGGUUGAUCAGGCUGCUGAAAGCCCAAGCAUUCACAGCAUGAGCCCUCUCACAGCUCCUCUUGGCAUCUCAAUAAAUUCUGGAAGGACGAAAAAGCUGUUAAUUAAAGGAUCAGGACCUGCUAUUUACAAUGACACUUGUCAGAGCAGUGGUGAGCUACCUGAUACUAGUUCUUUAAGGAAGAGGUUGGAGCAAAAGUUGGUGAUGGAGGGAAUGGGAAUCUCAGAGGAUUGUGCCAACUUGUUGAAUAAUGGCCUUGAGAUUUUCCUAAAGAGAUUAAUAAAGCCCUGUUUGGAUUUAGCUGGUUCAAGGUCUCUGGAUAAACACAUAGAUCAUGGACAUAGUCAAGCAAGUUCAAAUGGGAUGCGUCCAGUGAGAUACAUACAGAGACCAACCAGGCCCAGUUUGGCAUCUAUAUUAGACUUUCAGGUCGCAAUGGAUUUGAACCCUCUAUUACUUGGAGAAGAUUGGCCAACCAAACUUGAAAAGGUUUGCUUGCAUGCAUCAUAA